This is a messenger RNA of Antechinus flavipes (yellow-footed antechinus), 2009 nucleotides long. RefSeq names its product mal, T cell differentiation protein (gene MAL). Gene Ontology annotation, biological process: myelination. The coding region runs from base 390 to 881 and encodes 163 amino acids. The record is from RefSeq and is a predicted model, not a curated record. Gene Ontology annotation, molecular function: structural constituent of myelin sheath. NCBI's taxonomy places the organism in Eukaryota, Metazoa, Chordata, Mammalia, Dasyuromorphia, Dasyuridae. Gene Ontology annotation, cellular component: membrane. The transcript has 4 exons.
GAUCAGAUUUUGGGCUGGCAAAGUCAGGAGUACGUUCCUCUGGGCUUGGGCGGGGGGCUUCCUGCUGGCACAGUCACCUGAACCCAGCGCCACCAGAAAAGGAUUAACAGCGUCUUUACGGAGUUUAGUCUUCACUUCAGGGAGGAGACACCUGCAGGGUGAUUGAUUGAUUAAUGGACCACACCUCCCACUGGCGCUCCAGUCUCCUCCUCCUUCCUUCCCCUCCCCCUCCUCGGCCCCCCUUAAUUCUGGGCGCCUUGGGCCAUCCGGCCAGUUCAGAAUUCUCCCGGACAAGUGGAGAGAACGCGUAGAGCCUGGCAGAGGAAAGAUCUUCCCUGUGGCCCCAAGCAUAAGCGACACCAGGUGCGGCUGCUGUUACAGAAGCAAGGAUGGCCCCUGCAGCAACUUCGGGAGGUGGCUCCCUGCCCAGCGGCUUCUCUGUUCUGGCUUCCUUCCCGGACCUACUUUUCAUUUUUGAAUUUAUAUUUGGAGGCUUGGUCUGGAUUCUGGUGGCCUCUUCUAGAGUACCAUACCCAAUGGUUCAGGGCUGGGUCAUGUUUGUGUCAGUGUUCUGCUUCGUGGCCACAACCAUCUUGCUCUUUCUCUACUUUGUCGGUGCUCAUGGUGGAGAUGCUUCCUGGAUACCCUUGGACGUGUCCUAUCAUUUGAUUGCAGCUCUUUUUUACCUGAGUGCUUCAGUCCUAGAAGCUUAUGCUACAAUUCGUUUAAAGGAUUCAAUGAAUUAUUCUCUAAUGGGUGGAUUUAAUGAAACCUUUAAACAUUACCAAGAAAACAUCUCUGCAGUGGUAUUUGCAUAUGCUGCCACUCUGAUAUAUGUGGUCCAUGCAGUAUUUUCUUUAAUCAGAUGGAAGUCAUCAUAAAGUCCUGUGGAAGUUUACCCAAAAAUCCAGAAGGUGUUAACUGAUUGGCCAUCCUUCCAGGGUAGCUUUUUAAAAGUUGGGGAUGCUUAAAUGGAUCUCUGUUCUCUUGUACAAAAUGGGGGUUUGGGGAUGGAAACCUAUCUGUUUUUUGUUGGUGUUUAUCUUUACUGCCUCACAUAACUAACUAUAUAUAGAGAGUCAGGGGCUUGCUGUGUUUAUUCCCAAAUAUUGACUGCUUUUUCUCAUCAUUAUUUCCUGUAUAUGAGGUGCUAGGGAGAAGGUAGAUGGCAAAAUGAGAUUCCUCAGACCCCUAUGCUGAGUCCCAAGAACCCUAGAUGAUAUCUUCCCAUGGCCAUUUUUGAUCUCACUCACUAUCCCAGUACAUGGUUUUAGAUCCUUAGGGAAUCUUGUCUGUGCGAGGGUCCCAACAGAUUCUUUCUGCAACCAACAGCAAAUGAUGUAUCAGCCAUGGAAGGGGAGAUGAGCUAUGAAACAAUAUAGAUACCAAGGAUACAGCCUCUACAUCCUUUAGUUUUUUUCUUUAUGAAAUAUUUUCAUACCAGUUUUCUUGUAAAAAUCUCCAGCCUCAACCAAGACUUCCAGCCAUGGUUUACAUGAAAUCCCUUGGUUAUAAUUGAAUGGUGCCUCCCUGACCCAGUAAAGCUCAGAUAGCAAAUAUGUGUAUUGACAUUAUCCUAUGCCUCUCAGAAAAGUAGGAUUCGAGGAAUUUUUUUACAGUAUCCCCGCUGAGCAUCUCCGUGGAAUGGUGUUAGUCUUUGAUAACCCCUUUUCAAGUUUUGUUUUGUUUGUAUUUUCCAAUAUCACUUCUCUACUUCAUCUGUGAUUUUCAAAAUGCCAUUAUCUAUCAAAUAUUUGUGGAGUGGCCAUUGCAGGCCCACCUCUGUUGACAGUCAUCUUUACAACACCUCCUUUACUACAAGGCAAAAUGAAUUUUGCUGUCCUACCAAAAUAUCCUUUAAAUCAGGAAAAAAUUAUCCCAACUGGGUUAUUUUGAUUGUUUGUAUUAAAAAAAAAUCCACUCAGAAACUGUCUUUAGAGAGUGGGGCAAGUAUUUUGUUCAAUAGAUUUUCAAAUAUCAGUGACAACAAUAAACUCUAUUUUCAACAA